CCGUUUUUUUAAUCGGUCGGUGAAAAGGAUCAAAGAAUAUCCCAAACAUUUUGUGGUUUUCUGCGCCUCUGUAAAAGAUUACUUCCGAGUCAAAGGUUUUUUGAGUUGAACAAGAUGGCGGCCCCCUUAGAGUUGUUUUGUUGGAAAGGGAGUUGGGGUUUACCUUCUGUUGAUACUGACAGUCUAAUAGUUUUGGCUUAUGCUCGAUUUGCUGGAACCCCACUGAAAGUUCACAGGAUCUCCAACCCCUGGAGGAGUCCCACAGGUUCACUCCCUGCUCUGAAGACCAAAGAGGAUGGGAGUUUCUCUCAACCCAGUAAAAUUAUCAUCCAGCUCAGGAAACAGAAAUACAACGCAGACUACGACCUAUCCGCAAAAGAAGGUGCCGACACACUCGCUUUUAUCUCUCUGGUGGAAGAAAAGCUGAUGCCUGCUCUGAUUUAUGCUCUAUGGAUCGAUCCUAAGAACUAUGCUGAGGUGACACGUCGCUGGCAUGCAGAGAACAUCUCCUUUCCACUGAACUUUGUCCUGCCGAGCCGCAUGCAGUCUAGGCAGCUGGAGAGAGUGCGACUCAUGCGGGGAAACGGCACUCUGGAGGCCGGCGAGGAGGCUGAGAAAGAGCUGUACAGUGAUGCUCUGGAGUGCAUGAAUCUUCUCUCUCAACGCCUUGGCUCAAACAGAUUUUUCUUUGGGGACUCACCCUCCUCCCUUGAUGCCUAUGUGUUUGGCCACUUGGCACCGAUACUGAAGAUCAGGCUGCCCAGCAACAAACUGCAGCAGCACCUGAAGGAUCUGGACAACUUGACCAACUUCUGCUCUAACAUCCUAUCCUUGUACUUCCCUGAUGAGAUUCGAGAAGGAAUGGGUCAGUCGGCAGCCAAUGUUCAGGAGGGGAGUGAGUUUGACCAUGAACCUUAUAAGAGACGCAAGCAGCUGCUGUCCGUCCUGGUAGCUGUAGCAGCCAUGCUGGGCUAUGCUUUUCUCACGGGCAUUGUUGCUAUUGAGCAUGUGAAGGAGAAGGGGUCAACAGGAAACACCGCCUCAACUGACCUUCAGAUUGAAGAGGAUGAGUGAUGGAUGAGGAGUGGGAAACAAAUGGGGACAUUUAAUUUACCUGGUGGACAGAAUUCUUCACUGGAGAUUUACACAAUGAGGACGGUUAAGAUUACAAUGUGUCUUUUUCUAAUUAGAGAAUUUUGAAUAGGAUUUGGGCUUUGCUUUGUUUUUCCCUGCAUAUGUGACAUUUGUUUGACUGUUUUUCAGUUCUUUAUUAUGUGGUGCUAUAAAGAUACCUAGUUUCUACAUAGUGACAUGAGCUUUUCAUUGUCCAACAUCUGAAAUGUACUAUGAAAGGACAUAUACUAUGUCUGACUUGAAAGUGAAAAUUGGAUAUGGCCUGUACUUCGAGUCUAAUUUCUGUGGGUUAUAGACUAUCUGGUAAAUGCUCUGUAUUUUAAUUGACAUAUUGCUAGUAAACAUUUUGGUCAAAUUCCAUUGGUGGAACUAAUAACAUCUCAUCUUGAUUAAUAGUCUCUGUUCAUUGCACAUUCCUCUUUUACGUUGUUGCCUUGUCCACUGAGACACACAUUCCUGCUGAUCUUUGUAAUGUUCAAACCAGUAAUGAUGUCCAGGGGACAUUAAUGCAUAGGUCAGUGAUUUAUUUAUUCUUUUUUUUAUUGAUAUUUUUAAGUUUUAUCCAAAGGUUUAAAAGCACAUUAUAAGUUAACAUUUGAAACGAGCUUUAAUAAAGUGUUAUUUGCCUGGUUGCAACAAAACAUUAGAAGUUUAUUGCAUUUUCUUUUGUAUUUAAAACAUUGCAUCAAAAUGUCUGGUGUGUAAUUGUGAUUAUUAUUAUUAUUAUUAUUAUUAUUAUUAUUAUUAUUAUGUGAUUAUUCCAGAAAGUUUAUCCAUAUCUAGCACUAGAGUGCUAGCUUGAGAACUUGGCUUGAUGAUCAUACUUACGCAGGUUUAGCUGUAAUACUGUACUUUGUAUGUGUGCAGGUGAGUACAUGUAUGUGUGUGUUUGUACUUGCUUGUGUGUACUUGUUUGCAAGAUGAGGAGUUUGUAGUAGUGUUUAAAGGAAGUACUUCUAUUUGUCUGGUGCCUAUAUGUCUCUAUAAGUGUUUGGUAUGUAAAGCUUUCCUCCCCUCAGCACUAAUAAUAUGUCUGUCUUAUGUUCCUACCAUUUAUCACAGUUUUUUAACGUAUGUACUUCAGGGGACCUGCUACAUUUCUUAUAUAAUACAUUUCCUUACCUGCAUUCCAUUCUAAAUCAAAUUCAGCAGUAAAAAUGUGUAGUUGGGUGACUCGUCUUAUUUGUAGUAAUUUGGGGUAGAUGUCUACAGAAAGGGGUCAACCUUUAUUUAGUAAGUUGAUGACCUGGCUGAUGAGCUAUAGUGUGUUACACAAGUGAGUUAGAUGUAUAUCUAUUUCAGGUGCACUCCACACUUGUCUGGUUGAAAUGCUCAGAAAUAGAACAAAUACUUGUGAUUUUAGAUUUUGCUGUUGUGAAAGUAAAAAAAAGUGACAUUAGGAUUCAAUUAAGGAUUCAAAUGGUAUUGAUGUCGAGU
Ictalurus furcatus (blue catfish) is the source of this 2571-nucleotide messenger RNA. RefSeq names its product metaxin 1a (gene mtx1a). The transcript has 8 exons. Gene Ontology annotation, biological process: mitochondrion organization. The record is from RefSeq and is a predicted model, not a curated record. Gene Ontology annotation, cellular component: SAM complex. NCBI's taxonomy places the organism in Eukaryota, Metazoa, Chordata, Actinopteri, Siluriformes, Ictaluridae. Bases 115 to 1074 code for a protein of 319 amino acids.